This is a messenger RNA of Gregarina niphandrodes, 750 nucleotides long. RefSeq lists its product as hypothetical. The transcript has a single exon. The coding region runs from base 1 to 750 and encodes 249 amino acids. NCBI's taxonomy places the organism in Eukaryota, Apicomplexa, Conoidasida, Eugregarinorida, Gregarinidae. The record is from RefSeq and is a predicted model, not a curated record.
AUGAAAGGAGUGCUGUUGCCGGUGUAUCUAGCUCUUAUAUGCGCAUCUAACCAGAUAGAUCCUUUAUACAAUCCAACAAACGAGGCUUUGGCGAAGAUUAGCCGGGUCCUGGAAGUCGAGUCCCCUCAUGUUGAUGGUUGUCAAAAGAAGUAUACGGGAUACUUGUAUGUAUAUGACAAGGAUAUGCCCAAGGUGGUACCGGCUAAUCUAACAGCGAAGGAGCUUAGCCUGAGUUCGCUGAGAAUGAACGUCGCUACGUUCAGUUACCCAAUUCUACCUCUGGCGUCCGACCCGAGGUGUUUCCAAAUCGCGCGGAAGCUGAAUCCUGAGCCUCUGACGAUGUGCUGCAGCACGAUGCAGUGCAAGCGGGCGUGGAUGAACGCUUUGACAAAAUCGAUCUUCUGUCGCGGCUUGAUGGACCAAACGACUGGCAAAGGGGGCACCGAUCGUGGCGGCGCAGAAACGGGCGCCGGUAAAGCAGCAGAAAAGGACGAGGCCUCCUCAAGCUCGGCGACGACUUUGGCUGACGAUGGCCAGAAGGCUGAGGGUGGCGAGGAGGCUGAGGGUGGCGAGGAGGCUGAGGGUGGCGAGGAGGCUGAGGGUAGCGAGGAGGCUGAGGGUGGCAAGGAGGGUGGUUCUAAGGGUCGGAGUGCAGAGGCGGGCGAGGGGCUUCUGUCGGACGACUUUGAGGAAUAUUUGAUUAUAAUUGAGCCGGCGACAUCGCAGGUCGCAGACAUAGGUUCUUUUUGA